Molecule: messenger RNA, 1120 nt
Organism: Trichoderma reesei QM6a
Lineage: Eukaryota; Fungi; Ascomycota; Sordariomycetes; Hypocreales; Hypocreaceae
Exons: 2
Coding region: 176-1072 (298 amino acids)
Biological process (GO): tRNA splicing, via endonucleolytic cleavage and ligation
Molecular function (GO): tRNA 2'-phosphotransferase activity
Source: RefSeq, a predicted model, not a curated record
UCAGUUCCUUCAGCGACGGCACAGCUGUUCACUUUUAAAGCUCAUAGCAAAAUACCAUUCCCCAAAGCGGCCAGGAUUUUCUCACUGCCAAACCAGCUUCACUACCUCUACCCUCUCACGUCUCAUAGACGACCGGACGGAGAAUAUACCACUUCUCUCACAGGCCGGUGACAAAAUGAGCGCUCUUGAGGACGACGGCUCAAAUGUCGCUGCUCAUAUCGCCGUAGAGGACAAGCUCGCAGACGGAAAGAAGAAGCAAAGAGGUGGUCGAGGAGGCGGCGGCGGCGGCCAGAGCAGAGAGGUGCUGGUGUCCAAGGCUCUGUCGAGGCUAUUGAGGCAUCAGGCUGCGAAUGCCGGCAUCCAGCUCGAUGCAGAGGGAUUUGCGGCACUUGACGAGGUGAUGAAAUGGGGUCCUCUCCGGUCUCUCAACGUCACCUUUGCCGAAAUCAAAGACGUCGUCGCAUCCAACGAAAAGCAGCGCUUCACCCUGAAACUUAAUCCCUCCAUCUCCGUCGAGUCAGCACAGGACAGCACCACGCCCUCCCACUACCUCAUCCGCGCCAACCAAGGCCACUCCAUCAAGAUUGAAUCCUCCGCCCACCUCGAGCCCAUCACCCUCGAGGCGGGCAACGUGCCCCCCAAGGUCGUCCACGGGACGUACUUUGCCUUUUGGCCAGCCAUUGAAGAGUCUGGAGGGCUCAAGGUCAUGGGGCGGAAUCACAUCCACUGCUCGACGGGCACGCCUGAGGAGGGCGCCGUGAGCGGGAUGAGGAAGGAUGCUGAGUUGAUUGUUGAGAUUGAUGUCGAGAAGAGCUUGCGGGAGGGGAUCCAGUGGUGGAGGAGCGACAAUGGGGUGUUGCUGACGGAGGGUGGAGAGGGGGGUGUUUUGAGCACGCGGUUCUUCAAGAAGGUUACGGCGCGGAAGAUUGAUGUCGGUGUGCUUUGGGAGGAUGGGGAGAGGUUGGCGGGCCUUCCUGAGGGGAUCAAGGCCAGGAUUCCAUCGGGCAAGGGGCCUAGGGGAGGUGGGAGGAGAGGUGGAAGAGGUGGUGGAAGAGGACGGGGGAGAGAGUGAAGGCCAAGAGGAGGGAUAUAUGAGCGACCAGGAGCGUAACUCUUGCGU